AUGCAUCUCUGGCACGAGACAGCCUACACUACGUCAUGCGCCUCUAGGGCGCUGGUCCCGUAUGAACCAUCACUUUCUGGAAGUGUUUUUAAGGGUUUCUCUGGUCCCCACUUUUGGUACAAGGGAAGGAAAUAUUUCGACUCGGGAGACUUUGCUCUUAACCAAGCUCAUCGGUCAUCUAACAUUGGCAACGUCACAACAGGUCAGGAACAUCCAAUCCGUCAGGAAAUAUCAGAGCCUUCUAGUUCGGUCCCGAGUUCAAGCAACAUUGAUGAUAACGCAACCCAGCCGUCAUCAACGAGACAAAGAAGCCCAGAAGUAAAGUUUCAUGCCCAAACUCACCUUCAUCAAGAGAUGGAAAGCCCUCCCGAGAGUGAACAUCAUAGAACAGAUGAGAGAAAUAACGGGUAG
Molecule: messenger RNA, 411 nt
Organism: Fusarium fujikuroi IMI 58289
Lineage: Eukaryota; Fungi; Ascomycota; Sordariomycetes; Hypocreales; Nectriaceae
Exons: 2
Coding region: 1-411 (136 amino acids)
Source: RefSeq, a predicted model, not a curated record